Tachysurus vachellii is the source of this 2597-nucleotide messenger RNA. RefSeq names its product cilium assembly protein DZIP1L-like. Gene Ontology annotation, cellular component: cytoplasm; ciliary basal body. The transcript has 17 exons. Bases 110 to 2473 code for a protein of 787 amino acids. The record is from RefSeq and is a predicted model, not a curated record. Gene Ontology annotation, biological process: cilium assembly. Lineage: Eukaryota; Metazoa; Chordata; Actinopteri; Siluriformes; Bagridae.
CCUGAUGUAACACCCUGAUGUUUUACAUUUAAUCUCGAAUGCUUAGCUGUAAAACUUUACUGUUGCUUUCUCAGGGCAGCAGGGCUGAAAGUCUCAGCUGCUUCGGGAAAUGUGCAGCAGAGAGCCGGAGCUGAGGGAAGACACAAAGCUGUGCAGUAAGUUAUCCAGAACUGGCCAAUCGCCAUCAUCCCUUCCUGUUAUCCCUAAACCUGAUAUCAUGCCAGGACAGACCUCCCCAACCUCUCCAUCAUGGAGUGCCUCAAUCCCUACUCAGCCGUUCCGCUUUCGUCUCCGUACUGAGCCGAUUGACUGGCGGCGCAUGGCAGCAAUGGAUGUGGACCGUGUGGAGAGAGAAACAGACAUAAACGUGUUGCAGGAGUUUAUCAGUGCCGUGACUUUCUGCACCGUGGAGAGUGAACGGUGUCCUCAGUGCCGCUGUCCAACAGACAUAACACUGCUAAACGUUCUGCGCAUGUCCCAGUUUAGCACAGAGUACCUGCUGCACUGCCAGGAAUAUCUGAGCUCACAGGUGGCAGCGCUGGAGGAACGGCUGCAGAGAUCUCUGUCCCAGACAAUGCACAAGGAAGAGGAACGAACACAACUCGAAAAAGAGCUACAGGAAGUCAAGCUGGAGAGCCGGCGUAGGAAGAAACUUAUCUCUACUCAACAGCUCCUUCUGCAGUCCAGUGCCAAUAAUUACCACAAGUGUCAGUUCUGUGAGAAGUGUUUCGUCAAUUACUCUUACUUACAGUCUCAUGUUCAGCGCCGGCACCCUGAGAUCACCGAUGCAGAGAGACAUAAGAAGAUGCAAGUGGAGCAGAUGAAGAAUGAACUGGAGGAACUAAAGGAGAAACUAAGACUGACUCAGAGUCGCCUCGAAGCCGAGAGAGAGGCAGAUGUGUAUCGGAGACAGCAGGAGAUGGAGGAGCAGCGGAGAAGAGAAGCAUCAGACCGGGAGAUAAUGGAGAGAUGCAAAGAGGAGGAGAAAAGGACGUUUCACGAUGAAAUCGACAGCCUGAUAAAGCUUCUUCACCAGGAGUUUGAGCAAAUAAAAAGCAAGAUCAUCUCCAUAGAGUCUAAACUACAUGAGCUGGAGAGCAGAGAGAGAAACAUGUCUAAUCUAAGAGGUCAGAAUGAAAUUGAGAAAGAACAAUGGAGGAUCAGAGAGAGAGAGCUGAAGGAGCAGAUGAAGAAUAAAUUGAAGAAGAAAAUUGAAGAGCUGCAGAACAGACACCAGCAGGAGAAAGCGAAGCUGGAAAGUGAAAACAACAGGCUGCAGAAGGCCUUGUCUGUAAAGGAAAGCACCAUUUCUAGUGUGCACUCGCUGAUGCAGCAGGUUCAGUCUCUAUCUAAACAGCUCAGAGACAGAGAAACACUCAUCCACUCACAGAAAAAGAAGAUAAUGAAGUUAAUGUCCAGAUCACAGUCAGAGUCACUUCCAAAAAUGGCUGAGCAGAACUCUGCAGAUGAAGAAGAAGAAGAAGAAGAAGAAGAAGAUAAUAAGGAUGAGAUUGUGGAAGUAUUAGCUGCAUCCCGAGUGGAACCAGAGAGAGGAAUUCUGGUGCAGAAUUUCAGACCAAUCAUUAAGAAAAGACUGCAGAAGAGACUGGAGAUGAUGGGAAUAAGAAAGGGCACUAAGGGAAUCUCUGCUCAGACCUUUAGGAGACUAAUGUAUGAGCGAGAACAGAAUUUUAGGAGUCAAGCACAUUUGCAUGAUUUGAGGUGCAGCAUUGAGAACCAGCUAGAGCAAAGAGUGAGAGAGCUGCAGACGAGUCAGGGAAAAUCUACGCCUAGCAGGCACAUGCUACCGAGAAAGAAGCUUCGUAGUCCAGUUUUAGAACAAAGCCCCAAACUUAGACGGCUCAGCUCCAAACACCCCCCACAGAAACGUGAGCUUCAUCAGACUCCUACAGCUGCACCACGCUCCAAAGCACCUGCACCCACAUCGAUUCGACCAGCACAGCAAAAGAAGAGCAGAACUCCACCCUUCAGCUCAGAAGAGGACGAUGAUGACGAGUCAGGCGAGGACAGCGCCUAUAUCACCAGCUCCCGGGACAAACCGUCCACCUCUGUCCACCUCACAUCAACAAAGGAACAGCAGAGAGCAGAACACGAGUUCAGCUGGUCAGACAGCAAUGAUUCAGAUGAAUCAGACACACAAAAACCACAUGGUGGGAGAACUAGAGAUAGAGCAGGUUCAGUUCAAACGCUGGCAAGAAGUUUAGAAAAGCAGCUGAGUAUCACAAAAAAACCUGUAGGAGGAAUACGAGUCCUGCCUCCAGCCUCUCAACCUUCACCUCGACCCUCCAUCAUCAAACAACAGGCGGUGUCUGAUGAAGAGAGUGAGAUGGACUUAUCCUCCAUCGAGGAGCUCACUGCGCCACCCACAACCGGGCGCAGAAGCUCAGAUGUGGCCGCCACCUCAGGCACUAGCGUAUGGAGCUCAGCUGCCAGCAGAGCAGGAGCAUGGUGAGGACACGUUCGAGCUGCACUCGGUGGAACUGGAGCUGGAGGCCGCGCUGGAAGGUACCUGGUCUCAGGUAAAUCCCCGGCGUGAAAUUACUACUCCCUCCACCUCUACUCCGUGUGUUACUCUG